AUGGAGGUGGCCGCUAAUUGCUCCCUGCGGAUGAAGAGACCUCUGUUGGAUCCCUGCUUCGAGGGUUAUAAGCUCUCCCUCGAGCCGCUGCCCUGUUACCAGCUGGAGCUUGAUGCAGCUGUGGCAGAAGUAAAACUUCGAGAUGAUCAGUAUACACUGGAACACAUGCAUGCUUUUGGAAUGUAUAAUUACCUACAUUGUGAUUCAUGGUAUCAAGACAGUGUCUACUACGUUGAUAACGUUGGAAGAAUUAUGAAUUUAACAGUGAUGCUUGGGCUUCCCUGGUGGCUGAUGCUGGACACUGCCUUAGGAAAACCACGAGAGGUGUUUCGACUUCCUACAGAUUUGACAGCAUAUGAUAAUCGCCUUUGCGCAUCCAUCCAUUUCACAUCUUCUACUUGGGUUACCUUGUCAGAUGGAACUGGAAGAUUGUAUCUCAUUGGAACAGGUGAACAUGGAAAUAGUGCUUCUGAAAAAUGGGAGAUUAUGUUUAAUGUAGAGCUUGGGCGUCCUUUUAUCAUAAUUCACAGUAUCUCAUUGCUGAAAGCUGAAGAACAUUCGAUAACUAUGCUGCUUCUUCGAACAGAGAAAGAGGAAUUGGAUAUGGAAGGAAGUGGUUUCUAUGUUUCCUUGGAGUGGGUCACUAUUAAUAAGAAAAAUAAAGAUAAUAAAAAAUAUGAAAUUACUAAGCAUAAUAUUCUCCGUGGAAAGUCAGUGCCCCAUUAUGUCGCUUUUGAGCCCGAUGGGAAUGGUCUAAUGAUUGUCUCCUACAAGUCCUUUACAUUUGUUCAAGUUGGUCAAGAUCUUGAAGAAAGUAAGGAUGAAGACAUGUCAGAGAAAAUCAAAGAACCUCUGUAUUACUGGCAACAGACUGAAGAUGAUUUGACAGUAACAAUACUGCUUCCAGAAGACUGUACUAAGGAAGACAUUCAAAUACAGUUUUUGCCUGAUCAUGUCAACGUUGUGCUGAAGGGUCAGAGGUUUCUGGAAGGAAAUCUCUAUUCAUCUAUGGAUCAUGAAAGCAGUGUAUGGAUAAUUAAAGAGAAAAAUAGCUUGGAGAUUUCCUUGAUUAAGAAGAAUGAAGGACUGACAUGGCCAGAACUAGUGGUCGGUGAUAAACGGGGAAUUUAUGAGACAGCUCAAUGUGCUGCAAUAGCUGAACGUUUGAUGCAUUUGACCUCUGAUGAACUGAAUCCAAAUCCAGAUAAAGAUAAACCUCCUUGUAAUGCUCAAGAGUUAUUAGAAGAAUGUGAUAUUUUCUUUGAAGAGAGCUCCAGUUUAUGCAGAUUUGAUGGCGGUACAUUAAAAACUACUCAUUGGGUGAAUCUUGGAAGCAACCAGUACCUUUUCUCUGUCAUAGUGGAUCCUAAAGAAAUGCCCUGCUUCUGUUUGCGCCAUGAUGUUGAUGCCCUACUCUGGCAACCACACUCCAGCAACCAAGACGACACGUGGGAGCAUAUCGCAAUUUUCAAUGCUUUAGGCUACGUCCAAGCAUCAAAGAGAGACAAAAAUUUUUUUGCCUGUGCUCCAAAUUAUUCUUAUGCAGCCCUUUGCGAGUGCCUUCAACGAGUUUUCAACUAUCGUCAGCCCACUCCCAUGUCCACUGUACUUUACAAUAGGAAGGAAAGCAGGCAAGUAGGGCAGGUUGCUAAGCAGCAAGUAGCAAGCCUAGAAACCAGUGAUCCUAUUUUAGGCUUUCAAGCAACAAAUGAGAGAUUAUUUGUUCUCACUACCAAAAACCUCUUUUUAGUAAAGGUAAAUACAGAGAAUUAA
Balaenoptera musculus (blue whale) is the source of this 1773-nucleotide messenger RNA. RefSeq names its product nudC domain-containing protein 1-like. The record is from RefSeq and is a predicted model, not a curated record. NCBI's taxonomy places the organism in Eukaryota, Metazoa, Chordata, Mammalia, Artiodactyla, Balaenopteridae.